This is a messenger RNA of Hevea brasiliensis (rubber tree), 3307 nucleotides long. Its product is annotated as glutamate receptor 3.4. The record is from RefSeq and is a predicted model, not a curated record. NCBI's taxonomy places the organism in Eukaryota, Viridiplantae, Streptophyta, Magnoliopsida, Malpighiales, Euphorbiaceae. Gene Ontology annotation, cellular component: plasma membrane. The transcript has 7 exons. The coding region runs from base 240 to 3068 and encodes 942 amino acids. Gene Ontology annotation, molecular function: glutamate-gated receptor activity.
GACAAUUACCAGACACAAUAAAAGGGCGAGGUUGAGAAAGAAUCAUUCCUUGCUUGAGCUUGCAAGACUGUUUUGCGCUUUAAUACCCUUCUGGGUAUGUGAGCUAUGCCUGUUCCUGUUGUGUUCAAAUCUUAUAUGUUACGGUACGGACUCUUUAACUGUGCAACACUUUUCCCCAUGUUAGGGAGAAAUUAUAUAUCACGAUGGAGCAAAUUGCUUGAUUCCAAGCUUUUCUACACAUGGACAUGUUGCUGAUUAUUGGGUCUGACCAUAGGCUACGCAUGGCAAGAAUACAGUUGUUAUUCAUUUUUUGUAUUAUUUGUUUGCCAAUGGAAGUCAUCGGUAAGACUGGAAAUGCCAGUGCUUCUUCACCGAGACCUAGUGUUGUGAAUAUUGGAGCUCUAUUUACUAUUAAUUCUGUAAUUGGGAGAGCAGCUAAGCCAGCAAUUGAAGCUGCAGUUGAUGAUGUAAACUCAGAUUCCAGUAUUCUUCAAGGGACAAAGCUGAAUCUUACUAUACUUGACACUAAUUGCAGUGGAUUUAUUGGAACCAUGGAAGCUUUGCAGCUGGUGGAAAAUGAUGUGGUUGCAGCAAUUGGCCCUCAAUCAUCUGGAAUAGCUCAUGUCAUCUCUCAUGUUGUUAAUGAACUUCAUGUACCGCUUUUAUCGUUUGGAGCAACAGACCCGACGCUUUCUGCACUUCAGUAUCCAUAUUUCCUCCGCACUACACAAAGUGACUAUUUCCAGAUGCUUGCAAUCGCCGAUCUGGUUGCAUAUUUUGGAUGGAGGGAGGUAAUUGCCAUCUUUGUAGAUGAUGAUUAUGGGAGAAAUGGCAUAUCUGCAUUGGGUGAUGCCCUGGCAAAGAAGCGCUGUAAGAUCUCUUACAAGGCUGCCUUCACCCCUGGAGCACCCAAGAGUGCAAUCAAUGACUUGUUAGUUGGAGUAAACCUGAUGGAAUCCCGGGUGUAUGUUGUCCAUGUAAAUCCUGAUUCUGGUUUGCAAAUUUUUGCUGUUGCCCACAGUCUUGGGAUGAUGAGCAAGGGCUAUGUUUGGAUUGCUACAGAUUGGCUUCCUUCUCUUUUAGAUUCAGUAGAUCCACUUGAUAUUGACACAAUGAAUCUCUUACAAGGGGUUGUUGCUCUUCGCCAUUACACUCCAGAUACUGAUAUGAAGAAAAGGUUUUUGUCAAAGUGGAACGGCCUAAAGAAUAAGGAUACUAGGGGACCUGCUGGGUUCAAUUCUUAUGCUCUCUAUGCUUAUGAUUCAGUAUGGUUAGCUGCCCGAGCUCUAGAUGCUUUUUUCAAUGAAGGUGGAAAUGCAUCUUUCUCUGAUGACCCAAAGUUGCAUGACAGAAAUGGAAGCUCAUUGCACUUGUCAUUACUCCGUGUUUUCGAUGGAGGUCAACAGUAUCUCCAGACACUUCUUAGGAUGAACUUCACAGGUCUCAGUGGUCAAAUCCAGUUUGAUCAGGAUAAGAAUUUAGCUCAUCCAGCAUAUGAUGUUAUUAAUAUUGGUGGGACAGGAUCCCGCAGGAUUGGCUAUUGGUCAAAUCAUUCUGGUCUUUCAAUUGUUCCUCCAGAGACCUUAUAUGGGAAGCCUUCCAAUACUUCUACCAGCAACCAACAUCUUUACACCACAAUAUGGCCAGGUGAAAAUCCAGACAUUCCUAGAGGAUGGGUAUUUCCCAACAACGGGAAGCCACUGCGUAUAGCAGUACCCAAUCGAGCAAGUUAUAAAGAAUUUGUGGCUAAGGACAAAAACCCUCCAGGGGUUAGAGGAUAUUGUAUUGAUGUGUUUGAAGCUGCCAUAAACUUGCUGCCAUAUCCUGUCCCACGCACAUAUAUGCUAUAUGGAGAUGGAAAGAGAAACCCUGUAUACAAUGAACUUGUCAAUGCAGUUUCUCAAAAUGAUUAUGAUGCAGCUGUGGGAGAUGUUACAAUAGUUACAAAUAGAACAAGAAUUGUGGAUUUUACACAGCCCUACAUGGAAUCAGGACUUGUUGUAGUUGCUGCUGUCAAGGAAGAAAAGUCUAGCCCUUGGGCAUUCCUCAAGCCAUUUACUGUGCAAAUGUGGUGUGUCACUGGUGCCUUCUUUCUUUUUGUGGGUGCUGUUGUCUGGAUUCUUGAGCACCGGAUUAAUCAUGAAUUUCGUGGUCCACCAAGCCAACAGCUUAUCACAAUAUUCUGGUUUAGUUUCUCAACAAUGUUCUUCUCCCACAGAGAGAACACUGCAAGCACACUGGGACGUAUGGUACUGAUCAUAUGGCUAUUUGUUGUGUUGAUUAUCAAUUCAAGCUAUACAGCCAGUUUGACAUCAAUCCUCACAGUUCAGCAGUUAACAUCACGGAUUGAAGGGAUUGACAGUUUGAUCUCAAGUACUGAACCAAUUGGAGUUCAAGAUGGGUCAUUUACAUGGAACUACUUGGUUGAAGAGCUCAACAUAGCAGAAUCAAGGCUUGUAAAAUUGAAAAACCAAGAUGAAUAUUUUUCCGCCCUUAAACGUGGACCAACAGCUGGUGGGGUGGCUGCCAUUGUUGAUGAACUUCCUUACAUUGAGCUCUUCUUGUCCAACACCGACUGUGCAUUCAGGACAGUGGGACAGGAAUUCACAAAAAGCGGAUGGGGAUUUGCAUUUCAGAAGGACUCCCCUCUUGCAGUCGACUUGUCCACUGCCAUCCUUCAACUCUCUGAAAAUGGUGAUCUCCAAAAAAUUCAUAACAAAUGGCUGACACAUGCAGAGUGCUCUAUGCAAAUCAAUGAAGUUGAUGAAAACCGACUCUCCUUGAGCAGCUUCUGGGGUUUGUUCUUGAUAUGUGGCUUUGCUUGCUUCAUUGCUCUUACUAUAUUCUUCUUUAGGGUACUUUGUCAGUACCGUAAAUUUGCUCAGGACGAUGGUGAAGUUAGGGAGGUGGAGGAGAUUCAGCGGGCAAGACCUAGACGCUCGCUGUGCUCCUUCAAAGAUCUCAUUGAUUUUGCUGAUAGGAAAGAAGAAGAGAUUAAGGAGAUGCUUAGGCGAAAGGGUAGUGAUAGCAAGAGACAAGCUAGCCCCAGCACAGAAGAGACAAGCUAGCCCCAGCACAGAGGAACGUUCACCUGCAUAGAAGAAGAAGAUUUUCAAUUUUCUUUUUUUUCAUUGUUGAAUUCAGAAACCAUGAAAUCAAACACCAUUCUCAUAUCUUGUGAUGUAGAAAAAAUAGGGAGCAAGAAUGAUGUUAAAAAGCGAAAAGAUAUGUUAGUUGUAGUGCAUUUUGUAUCAUAAAAGCAUGUUUUGUAUACCUCUAUAAAAGCAAAAAUUUGCCCUUUUUCUCA